UUCUCCUCCCCUCUCCAAAUUGCUUUGCCAACAAAUUAGGUGGCCUUGGAUUGGAUCCGUCCAUUGGAGUUGAGUUGGCACAGAAACACAUGCUGCUUUGCUAGUGUGCCUAGUGAGAAUCAGUGUGUGCAAGAGGACAACAUGCAUGCACUCCUCCCACCCGGCCAGGCCGCCUCUCCUCCCGGCCCCUGCGGCUUAUAUAUAUACACACACACACCCCUUCUAGCUCCCCUCCAAGAAGCCCCCAAUUAGCUCUAGCUAGAGAUCGAUCGAUCUCACCACCACUCCAAUACAUUGCAGUUGCAGUUGGUUAGUUGAUUUGCUAGCUAGCUUUGCAACAACAACAAGCUCCAACCAAGCAAGCACCAAACACCACAUACUUGCCCUAGCUAGCUAGCCAACUUCAUGCUACAUACACGCGAACCUGCAGUCUCUCUCUCUCACACACGCAUCAUAUCGCAACAGUGACCUAGCCUGCAGCAGCUACAAGUAAAGGUUAAGCGAGCCCUUUGCACUUGCUUGCUAAUUGUUGAUUUCUAAUUAGCUAGUAGCUGAGCUCCACGAUCUGAUGAGAAGGCAUGGCGGCAGCGAGGCCUCCCCUUCGAUCAUCCACACAUCUUCCAUAGCUCUCCUCCAGGAGAGGUUCAGAAACCUGCAGAAGGUGAAGGAGAUGAGGGAGGCGGGCAACAAGGAGCUGAACAGGGUGCGCCCCGCCGACGCUCACGACCGCGCCGCCGCCGCCGGCUCGGCGUCGGCGUCGGCUCUCGGCCUUGGCCUUCAUCACGCGGCGGUGAACGGCACCAAUGAGCAGCCGAGGUGGUUCUUGCACCCGGACUUGGUCCGGCCGCCGUCGAGGCCUCUGCAUCACGGCAGCGGCGUCGUCCAGGCCUCGCCGUCGACGCCGGCGACGACGAGCCCGUGGACGACGAUGCAGAAUUCAGGCUACAGAGGCGACGUAGACGUCGACACCUCGCUUCAUCUGUAAACCUAGCUAUAUAUGGUGGUAAUGGUAUAUGCACGCGCGUAUGCAUGGCGGCCCUCUGCUGUUCUUUCGUUAUUCUGUACGGCUCGUAAGUCCCGGACUUAUUUGCAGUACUUUUGUUGCAUUUUUCCUUGUAACUUCUGCUGUGUUACGUACUCUCUGAGGUAUCCGAGAUAAUGGAUCGAGAUAUAUGAUCUGCAUCUGCAAGGUGUGUUUAACUAGUAUAAUAUAUAUACUCUGCUUAUUGGACA
This is a messenger RNA of Oryza sativa Japonica Group (Japanese rice), 1233 nucleotides long. NCBI's taxonomy places the organism in Eukaryota, Viridiplantae, Streptophyta, Magnoliopsida, Poales, Poaceae. The record is from RefSeq and is a predicted model, not a curated record.